AUGGUCUAUGGUGUUGAGUCGAUGGUGAUGUUAGUGGUGACUGGUGUGUUGGUCAUUAUUGCUCACGUACAUGGAUUUGGAGAGCAACCACUUGCAAAGAUUGAUAUUUACAAAACCAUUCUGGCUCUUAAAGAAUCAGCUUCUGUUUAUGCCAGCCCUCUCCUUGGCUUGAAGGGUGAGGAUGCUGAAUGGGUUACAGUGGAUGUUGUGAACCCUGAACCGUCUGCAGAUGAUUGGGUUGGAGGUACUCCUGCAUACAAGGCACAUGCAGCUAUGGGAUCCUAG
Dovyalis caffra is the source of this 285-nucleotide messenger RNA. The record is from the annotation of a GenBank genome assembly. Lineage: Eukaryota; Viridiplantae; Streptophyta; Magnoliopsida; Malpighiales; Salicaceae.